Messenger RNA from Manis pentadactyla (Chinese pangolin), 2267 nucleotides. RefSeq names its product testis-specific H1 histone. The transcript has a single exon. The coding region runs from base 1177 to 1965 and encodes 262 amino acids. Lineage: Eukaryota; Metazoa; Chordata; Mammalia; Pholidota; Manidae. The record is from RefSeq and is a predicted model, not a curated record.
GACCUUUUUAUUUAGUUGGAAAGAUAAACAUUCAGAAUAAAAUAAUGUUUUGCUUUAUUUGGGUAGCCCUUUGUCAUAUACCAUCACCUCUGCUGAACCUUUGCAAUAAUUCUGUUGAUAAGAAAGGAUUAUUAGCCUUUUGUGUUUGUUUUGUUUUAUAUUUUGCCUUUUUUUUUUUAGAUAAAGAAGCCAAACCCAACGAUAUUAAAGGAUUUAUCAAUGUCAUAUGAUGGCUGUUAAAGAUUUAGGAUAUAUAUGAAUGUCUUCCAGCUCCAAGUCCAGGUGGUUUUCCUUUUAUAAACAUUGUGUCACAUUGUACUCUGUAAUCCUGAACUAUUUUAAAAUAAAGAAAAAGCAGUUUAUGAUUGCAAAAGUAAUUGUGUUAGUUAAGAGGUCAGAAAUCCUUUGACUGAAAAAAUCCAGAGAGGCUUCAGUGACAAUGGAUUUGCAGGACUUUCAAAGAUGAACAGGAUUUAUCUGGGCAGGGAAAGGUGAUAGGUAAGCCAAGAAGAGGGACAUGAGGCAGAAAAGUACGAAGUCUGUUAAAAGAAUAAUGAUGACACCAGUAUUCUUUGGCUGUUCGGAUUCUGGAUUGUUCCAAUCAACUGAAUGAGGCAUCUUAACUUCCUAGGUGUGAGAAUCAUUAUUUAUGGUGGAAGGACCACAGUGGUUCCUUUCUUUGCUUCAUACUCUUGAACAAAAUCCACCGUUCAGUCAGGAAGACAAGAUUGCAGACAUUGACCUGGUGGGCCCGAAGGUGGGAGUUCCCGAGCCAGGGUGUAUAGACUCCCAUGUUUACCUUGUGAGGACACUGCAAUACUUAUUUUAGGUUAGUUGGGAGCAGCUUCUGCCACCUUAGGGAAAUACGGGUAAAUGGCGUGCAGAACCACAGAAAAAUAGUGCACUUCAGAAAGCGGUCGAGUUCAAGACCAGUGAGAAGUGAAGAUAAGAGCGGGGAAAAAAACCUGGAGGUUAUAAAGGUGAUUCUUAAGGAUGAAAAGACGCUGAAGAUGGAGACUGGUUUAGAACCUACCUGGGCAUCAGCGGCCAGGCUCCUCCCUAGACCUGAACCUCCGGGCCGGCGUCUCUGUGACGUGGCCGGCCGACCCUUGCCUGGGUGCCGGCCUGGAGGGCGAGGCCCAAAGCCGGCGGCGCCGCGGAGCCCGGAGCAGGGCCAUGGUUCUGGUGGCGCAGCCCGCCGGCGGGUCCCAAGGCGCUGAAGUUAAAACCCAGCAGUCUAAGGAAAAAAGCCUUAGGGCACCGCCGAGACGGGGCCCGCGCUCCGUGCUCAAACUGUCCCAGCUGUUGCUCGAAGCCAUCGCCGAGCACAAAAGGCUGACUCUGGCCGUCCUCAAGAAGGAGCUCAGAAACGCGGGCUACGACGUGCGCAGGACGCGCGGCCGGCCCUGCGGCGGGGCGCCCGGGAAGGCCGAGAAGGGCGCGCUCCUCCGGGUCAGCAACGGGAACGCCGCCGGCUGCUUCAGGGUCUGUAAGAUCCUGAAGCCGAAGAGAAAGCGGGGACACCCGAGGCUGCGGGAAGGCGCCCGAGCUCAGAGGAGGUCCCCUGGGGGGCCGUGGAGCCCGCGCCGGAAAGCGACGAGGAAAGCCUGGGAAGGGUGGAGACGCCACCCGAGAGCAAGGGCCGGGCUGAGGAGCGGAAGGCCCAGAGCCAGGGCUCCGGGGCGCUCCAGAGCCAAGGAGGAAGCGAGGGCCAAGGUGAUGGGCAAGGGGAGAGGCCGGAACAAGAAGGAGAAAGGCAGGCCUAGGACCCAAGACAGGAAGCCACGCUCGAGGGCCAGAGAAGAGAGGAAGCAGGACGCGGAGAAGCCGGUAAAACGGACCACCCACCCCACAGCCUCCAUCAAAACUGACCGGACUUCCACUAGGCAGGUGAAGACUCAAGGGUCACUUGCACCAAGACCCACUAAAUCUGAAGGUCCUGGGAAUGCAGCCGGGAAUCCAUAGUGUGGGAGCAACUUCCCUUCCUCCAGGCACAGAUGCCUUUACCCAUAGGCUCCAAAGAGAGCCUCUCUCACAUUCACUGGAGUAGACAAUACUAUUCACAAGAUCUUUCCACCACAUUGUGUCUGUUUCAUCUUUGCACACCUGGAAGGGAAAGGGCGGGUAUUGAAAUGAGACCUGUAGCAGGGGCGACUGGUGGGUGAAGAAGGCAAAAGGAGUUGAGAUUCUGUUCCUGCUGCAGAACCCAGGAAAGUACCUUUCCGGAAGAAAGAAGAAAACAGGUAGAAGAGGAGCAGUGACUUCAC